AUGAGGUGCGCCAGGACUGGUACAUAUAUACUACUCAUAAGUGCUGACAAAACAGCAGCCUCAUUAUUUAAUCACGUAAAUCAAGUAGUAGAAAAAUUUAAAAUUGAACGCAAAUUAGUGGCACAAACAUAUGACGGUGCAGCAGUAAUGUCUGGUCAUUUAAACGGUUUGCAAAGUAAAGUUUUAGAGAAAUAUCCUAAAGCUAUGUUUACUCAUUGUUAUGCACAUGUUAUUAAUUUAAUACUUCAACAAUCAUUAGAAUGCAACAAGGAACUUAAAAUAUUUUUUCGAGGUCUUAACUCUUUACUUGUUUUUUUUUCUCAUUCUCCCAAAAGACUAAAAGCACUUUCAGAAUUUAUGACUAAAAAAUUACCCACAUUGGGUACUACUCAUUGGAACUUUACUUCACGAUUAGUUCAUACAGUUCAUAAUCAUCGAACAUCAUUGAUUGAUUUUUAA
Macrosiphum euphorbiae (potato aphid) is the source of this 459-nucleotide messenger RNA. The record is from the annotation of a GenBank genome assembly. Lineage: Eukaryota; Metazoa; Arthropoda; Insecta; Hemiptera; Aphididae.